AUGUCUGAGGGGACGAUAGUGAAGGAAGGAUGGCUUCAUAAACGAGGAGAGUACAUAAAAACAUGGCGCCCAAGGUUCUUCCUCCUAAAAAGCGACGGUACCUUCAUCGGUUACAAGGAGCGACCACAGGGUGUAGAUCAAUUAGUGACCCCCCUAAACAACUUCUCUGUUGCCCAAUGUCAGGUAAUGAAGACAGAGCGACCGAAGGCCAACUCCUUCAUGAUUCGCUGUCUCCAGUGGACCACAGUCAUAGAAAGGACCUUCUACGUGGACACACCUGAGGAGAGGGAGGACUGGCUGGGCUCCAUCCAGGGGGUGGCGGCCAAAUUGCAGAGAUCAGAGGAGCAGGAGGAGGCAGAGGAGGACCGGAGCGAGCCUCACCUCAACCACCCCAGAGACAAAGUGUCCAUGCUGGACUUUGAGUACCUGCGCCUGCUGGGGAGGGGGUCGUUCGGGAAGGUGAUCCUGGUGAAGGAGACGUCCACGGGGAGGUACUACGCCAUGAAGAUCCUCCGCAAGGAGGUCAUCGUCACCAAGGAUGAAGUGGCUCACACACUGACGGAGAACAGAGUGCUGCAGACGUCCCGACACCCCUUCCUCACCGUGUUGCGGUACUCCUUCCAGACCCACGACAGGCUGUGUUUCGUCAUGGAGUACGCCAACGGAGGGGAGCUUUUUUUCCAUCUCUCGAGGGAGCGCGUGUUCUCGGAGGAAAGAGCUCGUUUCUACGGAGCAGAGAUCGUCUCUGCUCUCGACUACCUGCACUCUGUCAAAAAUGUUGUCUACAGAGACCUAAAGCUGGAGAACCUGUUGCUGGAUAGAGAAGGCCAUGUUAAGAUCACUGACUUCGGCCUUUGUAAGGAGGGCGUCACAGACGACGUCCCCAUGACUACCUUCUGCGGAACCCCUGAAUACCUAGCGCCAGAGGUGUUGGAGGACAGUGACUACGGCCGGGCGGUGGACUGGUGGGGUCUGGGCGUGGUGAUGUAUGAGAUGAUGUGCGGCCGGCUGCCGUUCUACAGCCACGACCACGAGGCGCUGUUCUCCCUUAUCCUGACCGAGGAGGUCCGCCUCCCCUCCACGCUGAGCCAGGCCGCCCGCCGCCUCCUGGCCGGCCUGCUGAGGAAGGACCCCAAGGCCCGGCUGGGCGGUGGUCCCGGGGACGCCAAGGAGGUCAUGAAGCACCAGUUCUUCACGGGGGUCCGGUGGGAGGAGGUUUUUCUCAAGAAGCUGACUCCGCCCUUCAAGCCCCAGGUGACCUCAGAGAUGGACACACGCUAUUUUGACAUGGAGUUUACCGGUCAGGCCAUAACCAUCACCCCACCCGGACACGACCGAGUGCUGGAGACGUUGGAUGGCGAUGACGGGCCCAGCUUCCCCCACUUCUCCUACACGGCCAGUGGGACGUCCUAGCGCGACAGGCUGCCGUCACGAACGUGAUGACAUCACGUGUCUGCGAGGUGAUGACAUCACAUAUCUGUGCCAAGACAUGAUUUUGUUCUCAUCGUAGUGUGGUCCUCCUGUACGUGUGGCGUGGUUUAGGCAGACAGUUUGAUAUUGGUAAUAAAAUGUUUUUCAUACUCAAAUCAAGGUGGUUUCAUGAUU
This is a messenger RNA of Gadus morhua (Atlantic cod), 1605 nucleotides long. RefSeq names its product RAC-alpha serine/threonine-protein kinase. The record is from RefSeq and is a predicted model, not a curated record. NCBI's taxonomy places the organism in Eukaryota, Metazoa, Chordata, Actinopteri, Gadiformes, Gadidae. Gene Ontology annotation, molecular function: protein serine/threonine kinase activity; ATP binding. Bases 1 to 1413 code for a protein of 470 amino acids. Gene Ontology annotation, biological process: protein phosphorylation. The transcript has 13 exons.